Molecule: messenger RNA, 4707 nt
Organism: Etheostoma cragini (Arkansas darter)
Lineage: Eukaryota; Metazoa; Chordata; Actinopteri; Perciformes; Percidae
Product: proline-, glutamic acid- and leucine-rich protein 1-like
Exons: 6
Coding region: 352-1908 (518 amino acids)
Source: RefSeq, a predicted model, not a curated record
AAGUACUUCAUGGGCUGGAGAAACAUGACAUCAUGCACAGCUCCGACCCUCUCUACGAACACAAAGAGUACAACAUUUUUAUUUUACUACUGAAAACCCCAGUCGACAACAGAUCCGUCUACACUGUGAUACUCCGCGGUCCCAUCCAUAAAAUACACCGGGACCUGGCCCUGGUGCUCCGGUGUGCAGCGGAGUCUGGGAGGGGCAUCCGUCCGUCGUCCGUCCGGGCAAUGGCGGAUGGGGAUGCCACCGUGUCUGUGGAGUGGGGCAGUGGUGAUGGGUGCUUAGCAAAAUAACAUUCCACUUGUGCAUACACGUUUUCUCUGUUACGCUUGGUACACAGCUCUCGCCAUGGAUCCAGAGAAAACGUUGACGUUCUGCUUCGGGCUGAAGAAUGAGGAGAUGACCAUGUCCCUGCAGGGGCUGGACGGGACUGAAACUGCUACAGUGGCUGUUUCUCAGCAGGAGCCUGACCUGAGGACAGUUAAUAAGGUGGUGAAGCAUGACGGGGGUUCUGGUAGCCAGUCUGUUGUCAGUCCCUACUGUCCUGGUGUAAAUGACACUCCAGGUUACCUGUGUGAAACGGGGCACUGCUGCGGAGAGACAGGCUGCUGUACCUACUACUAUGAACUCUGGUGGUUCUGGCUGCUGUGGACAAUGCUGAUCCUCUUCAGCUGUUUCUGUGCUUACCGCCACCGCCGGGCCAAGCUGAGGAUCCAACAGCAGCAGAGGCAGAGGGAGAUCAAUCUGAUCGCCUAUAACGGAGCCUGCAACUACCCUUCCUCAAUGCUGGACCUCAGUUUUCUGGCUUCCUUCAAGUUGCCCUCCUACGAGGAGGUGGCGGCGCAGCCCAGCACCCCUCCUCCACCCUACAGCUCCGUCUUCGCCCUGCAGGGAGGUGCCAUGGGGGGUCCUAGCUCCUCUUACCCCCAUCAUCUCCAGCCCCGUCACCCCUGCCCUCCCUAUCUGGGCCCCGGUCCCAGUGGCCUGACUUCCUCCCAGAGCUCUGACAACUACACUAGCUGCUCGUGCGAGUCAUGCUCCCUCACCUCCCCCUCCAGCACCUCCUUCUCUGUCCAGGUGACAGACGAGACAUAUGACAGCAGCCACAUCUCCACACCAAGUGAAGCAGGGGGAGACUAUGCCGUCAUGCCAAGGGUUGCGGCCAACUACACACCAACUUUUCCCAUGACACCUCCGUUACAAGUUCCCCCUGAUGUCAUACCCACGGCCACUCCAGAUGUCAUACCCGUGCAAAGACUGUCCUCCAAUGGCAAAGAAGGAGUCUCGUCUUCAGCUCCACCUCUCUCUCUUCCUUUACACUCUCGUCGUUCACACCCUUCUCGCCUCCCACUUUCUCCUCUCAUUCUGCUACAUUCCCUGCCUCCUGGUCAAAUCCAUCCUCUUGUCCUCUCAGACCCACUUGGAGCUGUGGCCGUUCGGAGGGAGAAAGACGAGGAAGAGGCCCGGCCUCGUGGUCCAACCCCCAGGCCCUCUCUGUAUCCCCCUAAACAGGCUCUCUUUUCCUCAAACAUGGCAGUUUCCACACAUUGCAACAACAGAGAGGAGCAAAAACAAGAAAAAGAAGAGGAGGAAGAGGAAGAUGAGGAGGAGGAUCAUUUCCGGCAUCGACGGCUAACAGGUGACUCGGGCAUUGAGGUAUGUCGUUGCCACGUGAAGAGAGAGGAACAAGAGGAAGAGGAACUACCAAUGGGACAUUCUGGGAAAGGAAGGAAGGCUGUGAAGGAAGAGGAGAGGGAAGACAUGCUGCAUGACAGCGUGGACUGUUCCCUCCGAGGGAAGGCUGCUGUUCGGUCACCACUCCUGGACGUCUGCGGCCACGUCUCUUCGUCCUCCAGUAUCAUCCAGAAGACAGGCAAGGCCAUCUUCACUGUUGAGUCCCCGUAAGCUGACAGCCUGUGAGAUGUUGUCAAACAAGUGGGAAAAGUGAGAUAUUAAUGCUCGAUAGCAUCUUCAUAGAUCAAGGCUAGUAGGUGGGAAGUGAAAUCACUGAAGAAAAGUCUUGCAGCUCUUACUAUGGUUGGGGGCAGGAUGACUAAUGUAUCCUCUUGUUUUCUCUUUAUUUAAAUGAGAAACUCCAAGAGAGACCGACACCUGAAAGUCCUAUUUUGUAGGUAAUUUAUUUAUAGUUUGGGAGACAGCAUAUUUUCUCCUCUAAAGGGAUGAAAUUGCCAAUGAAUUGCUCUUUCGCUGUCUCCAUUUUCCAACAUGCUCACCAAAUCCAUUUUUACCAGUGGAUCGGUGAAAACAUGUCCCUCUAUUGUUUACUUUUCAUCUCUCUCUUAUUUACAUGAUGCAAAAUUGCUAAAAAAAAGUAUUUUAGCUCCUUGAAAUGAAAAACCCAGCUCAGUGGUUCCCAACAUGUGACAACAAAUAAAAUGGAGGGGUUGUGAUGAUAAACUGGAUGAGAAAGAAGAAACAUAGUUCUGCUAAAUCUUCUAAGUUCUCUAAUCUUUACAGUUUUACCUCUUUGAACAUUUAAAAAGAAAUUGAAAUGAAACAGUCUGAGAUGCGAAAAUCAAUCUUUAGUUGACCAGCUCACAGCAUCCUGACAUAUGCAAUGUGUGUGGGGUCGCAGAAAACAAAGAGGUUGGGAACUGCUGUCUGAUUAACCAUAUUAAUAAAUCAUCCUAGCAGUAGUGAACAAGACUGUUUAUCAUUGACUGACAACUUUUUCAAUUGAAAACAAUUAUAUUCUUGGGGUGUACAUGAAGAAAAAACACUAAACAAUUCAUUUUCAAAAGAGCAGCUCUAACUAAGUGUGUCUGGAUUCUAUCUUUUGAAGAAGUUCUGACAACUGGACAUAUGGUUCGAGGUCAAAGGACUAAACAGUGACCUUUUGUUUUUGUUGUUAGGUGAAUUCUUGCUUUCACCAGCCUAUUUCCCUCUGUUUUAGAGGAAAUAAGAAGGGAGCUAUUAUGACUGAUUCAAGAAGUGUUUUAUACAUUGUGUCUUAUUUUGCUCCCAUAAGGGGUGCAAACAUUAUUUAUAAUGUGUGGGUGGCAAAGCUUUAGAAUGGUCUUAUGAUUAUACAUUGUUGUUCCAGACUGUUACAUGAUUAUACUGUAUAAUGAACUGACUGUUUGACCUAGGAUUUAAUGUGCUUGAACAUGUUGCUGGUUGGUCGUUACUGUUUUUGCAAGGCAGUGGAAGUCUGAUUCCAACGUCCAACCGUUGACUUUUUACAAGGCACAAACUUUAAGCCUAAUCUCAGCACUGAUAAUGAAUGUAACAGGUUAUGCAUUGCAACAAAAGGAUACACUGAAAUUGUUUACGGAGAGUUGUUAUACAGCAUGACGCUUGACGGAAAACCUCUGAUAAAGUGUCCAAAACUGCAGCAAGGCAAUACAAUCUGCCAGAUGUGGGCUUUGACAUGACACUUUGAAAUGAAGUGCCCAUUGUAAUGUCUGUCCGAGUCAAGUAAUGCUUUUAAAGAUAUGAAGAGAUUUUAAAGGUAUAAAUGUAGGGAGUGCAGGUUUAAAGUCCGAGUAAUGCCUCUUUUAUUAUUGCUGUGACUAAACAUGGGGAGUUGGACAGCUUUUCUCUAAAUGUAUCCCGAUUGAUCCUGUUUUUAUUUGUGUGAAAUCCUCAGUUGAUGUCCAGUUGUACAAUAUCUGCCAGUAGAGAAUAGCCUCAGCGGGAGGUCCAUACCAUUUUGAUUAAUGCUCUGCACUUAUGUGGAGUAAGUCGAUCCUAAUCUUAGCAGUGGAUAUGGCACACGUGUAAUUCUCACAAAAUGUUCCGAAGCACAGAAUAAGAUUUAGAAAAAGAGCGUCUCAAUCACAUUUUGUACAUGUGUGUUUUUUUGUAGUUAUUGUGACACAAAUGCCUCUAUAGCUCAUUGACUAGAGGCCACUUUGUUGUGUCCUUGGCUCAGAGCAAAGCCAACUUAAUUGUCUAGCUUUCAACUCAUUUAUAGUUCUGGGGACAAAAAACCUUACCUGGGUUCAGCUCUAUAAUACCUUUUAUUUGUCGUAGAUGAAUCGUGUGUGUGUAAUGCGAAGUUUAGUUUUGUUAUGAAGGUCAUUUUGACAUUCCCUGAUCAUUUACGUUCUAAGAUAUGUGCAUUGACUCACAGAGGUGACCCUUGCUGACAGAGUGUGGUCACCCUCUGAACAAAUCAACAUAAAAGCCUUCUGGCUAUUGUACAUUGUUUGGCUAAAGACUGGACAGUUGUUAUUGUCUUUGAUUAGUUCUAGCUAGGUUAUGUUCAUGAAAGUACAUGACGCCUAGGUGAAAAUAGACUUUCUGUCUGGCAUUCUAUAGUUUACUGCUGCUAUGCGAGUGUGUGUGUGUUUUCUGUAAACUGUGUAUAGUCCCACAUCAAAUGGGCAUACAUUUUCUAGCCGUGCUUAGCAGUCUCUUUAUAAAAUAUACACAGUACGCGGUACACGGUACACAAAUAGUAUUUAGCAAUAGUAUUCACACUUUUUUUUCCUUACUCUAGUUAAUGCUGGUAAAUAGGAAAUUGACUGUUGUGAAAAAUACAUUUACCUCUGUAUAACUGAUCCGUGAGCUGUGCUGGGCAGAGACCCUUGAUUGUACAUAACACUGCAUUUUAAAUGCCUUUGGUUUAAGGUUUCUCCCAAAUGUAAACUCAGAUUAUCUGGUUUUGUAGUAGCCCCAGUUUCAGCUCUCAUGUGUUGUCAUUACAUUGGGUUUACAGUGCUAAUCAUUCAUGUUCUU